AUGACUUCACCAUCAUUACCAUCAGCUUCGCCGCAACCUCUUUUACCAGUGAGAUCGCCGCCACCGACUACCGACCCGUAUGAGUUUGUCAUUAGUGACCCGGAGUUUGAGUCACCGUCUGGUCAAGUUUCGACGGAUAUGUUGGGCAUGUUAUCCGAGCCCGUGGAUGUCGGUGUGGAUUCAGAUGAAGAAAGAUUAAGACCACGGAGACUAAAUGUUGCGGAACGCAAAGCACUGAAUGUCUAUACUCAGAUGGUUAAAUAUUGUCUGCUUUGUGACUUCAUGACUGUUGGCCAUAAGCUUGGGAGGCACCUUGAAAACCGCCACAGGUCGCAGAUAAAAAAGCCCCGAGACCUCAACAUUAGGAAGAUAUGCCAACACAUUGCCUCGGAAUCCCGCAAGUCCUAUUCCGUUGUCCCAUUGCGGGUGAUAGAAAAGAAGUUGGGCUCAUAUUGGGAUGACAGGUGCUUCAGAAGCAUCGCCCACGAACUCACGACCAUGGGAAGGAUGAAGACUUAUGGCGGAAGUUGGAAUCUUCCUGGUGUAUCAGAUACGUCAAACCCAUUUGAAUGUUUUUUCACCGAUAGCGAUUUCGGUCACGAUACACUGGUGAAGAAUGUAUUUGCGACACCGGCGGUGCCAGUCCUUCCAAUACCGGAAACCUCCGGCGUAACCAUUUCAAUAUCUGGACCUUCAGGCACAUCAGGCAGACCAGCCACCCCGGAAAACAUAAUGAUGACAAAAACAAAUGUACCAUCUUCGGAAUCGAAAUUGCGCAAGGCUUCGGAAGCUUUAGGUCUUAACCAUCAGCUUCCAUCCAAUCAUCCAUUGAUUGUAAUGUUCAGAAAGACGUUGGAAAUUAGCCACGGGAAUAAUUCACAAGCAGCAACCAAUUACGUAUCCAAUGUUUUGCGGGUGUUGUGCUACGUGCACCAACAACUGGCCGCCAAUAAUUUACCACCGAAACAUUGGGCGGAUCUGGUUACGGCCGAUGUGGAAUUUUACAUCGACUUCUUUCGACGACGAGAGGAAAUCGGGCAGACCAAGGCUACGACGAUAAAUUAUAUGAAAAACUUACGGCUACUAUUUUCAAACAUCAUGAAAUCCUUUAUAUACGAGGACCAGUCGUUCCCGAAAGGGUUCGAUCUGUUGCCGUGUGUACAUACCAUCACCAACAUCAAGCUUUUAGAGCACAAGCUGGGACUCUUAUAUAAUAGGACUACAAAGCAGCAGCCAACGGAAAUGUUUGCGAGGAAAACAACAGAAGGCGAGAAUUUGCCAGAUUACUCAAAGGUAGUCGAGUCGAUAGUUAAUAUUUGUGAGACAAUGCCCACUAAUCUUACGCUGCUGGAGCAAAAGUUUUCGAAUUUGGGAACAGUCGUCGUACGCAGCGAGAAAAACAGCGCCCCUGCAGAAAAACAACUUUCAAACCUUUGGCGUAAGGUGACGUGUGGUCUGGCCAUUAAUUUAUUAUGGACCUCGAAGCAGAGGAGUGGUGUCGCAGUGAACAUGGUGAUUAGAGAGUGGGAAUCGCGUAAAACCCACAACACUAAUUCAAUAGUGACAGUGACAAACCACAAGACUGGCGACAAAGAACCCGCGACCAUCGUUUUCAACGAACACAUGACGGAUUUGAUGGAGAGGUAA
Molecule: messenger RNA, 1647 nt
Organism: Macrosiphum euphorbiae (potato aphid)
Lineage: Eukaryota; Metazoa; Arthropoda; Insecta; Hemiptera; Aphididae
Source: the annotation of a GenBank genome assembly